Molecule: messenger RNA, 1113 nt
Organism: Enhydra lutris kenyoni (northern sea otter)
Lineage: Eukaryota; Metazoa; Chordata; Mammalia; Carnivora; Mustelidae
Product: CXXC-type zinc finger protein 1-like
Exons: 9
Coding region: 1-1113 (370 amino acids)
Biological process (GO): positive regulation of DNA-templated transcription
Cellular component (GO): Set1C/COMPASS complex
Source: RefSeq, a predicted model, not a curated record
AUGUCAGGGACCCUGGGUGGAAAGAAGUGGACAGCAAAGGCAGAGAGGCCCUGGAUGAGUGACACUGAGGAGUUCCCAUUCCUGGAGUGUGCGCUGCAGAAACCAGCAGUGAAUGUGAAGAAAAUGGAGAAUUUGAAGAUAAAGGUGGAGUGGAAGGUGACAGAAAUGAAAGAGAAGCAGAAGCAGAAGCAGAAGCAAAAGCUCACGGAAAAGUGGAAACACACAGAGAAGACAGAUGCCAAGGAGCUAGGCUUGCUGCGACAGUGCCUGGGACCUGGCUGUGUGUACCCCACCCGGCCAGGCUCCAAGUACUGCUCGGACGACUGUGGCAUGAAACUAGCAGCUGACCGCAUCUAUAGGAUUCUGCCCCAGCGCAUCCAGCAGUGGCAGAAGAGUCCCUGCAUUGCUGAGGAGCAAGGCAAAAAAAUGCUGGAGCGCAUCCACCGUGAGCAGCAGGACAUUCACACUCGCCUGAAGGACAUAGAGUGCCAUUUCCAUGAACUUGAGGCCAUAAUUCUGCGCGGCAAGCAGCAGGCUGUGUGCAGCGAUGAGGAGGUGAAUGGGAAUGACAGGAACAGCGUAAACCUGCAGAUCUUCUGUGUCUCCUGCGGGGAGUCAGUCAGCAUGCAUGUUGCCCUGCGCCACAUGGAACGCUGUUUUGCCAAGUAUGAGUGCAAGAUGUCCUUCGGGUCCAUGUAUCCCACUUGCAUUGAAGGGGCCACAAGGCUCUUCUGUGAUGUUUACAACCCAAAGAGUAAGAGGUACUGUAAAAGGCUCCAGGUGCUGUGCCCUGAGCACUCAAGAGAUAACAAGAUAUCCGAUGAUGAGGUGUGCGGUUGCCCACUAGUGCACAAUGUCUUUGAGGUCACUGGUAAUUUCUGUUGCCUCCCCAAACGCUUGUGCAACCUCCACUACUGCUGGGAGAAGCUGCGGCGCGCCGAGGUGGACCUAGAGCGCAUUCGUGCGUUGCACAAGCUGGAAGAGCUAGUUGAACAGGAGCACAAGGUGCGCACAGCUAUGACGAACCGGGCAGGGCUGCUGGCUCUGAUGCUUCACCAGACAAUCCAGCAUGACCCACUCACCACUGACCUGCGCUCCAAAGUAGACAGCUGA